Messenger RNA from Betta splendens (Siamese fighting fish), 3769 nucleotides. It is a transcript of the gene ankrd49, whose product is annotated as ankyrin repeat domain 49. The transcript is spliced from 3 exons. Gene Ontology annotation, molecular function: protein binding. The record is from RefSeq and is a predicted model, not a curated record. Lineage: Eukaryota; Metazoa; Chordata; Actinopteri; Anabantiformes; Osphronemidae. Bases 187 to 885 code for a protein of 232 amino acids.
GAUUGACAUGUUCCCAGUUCAGAUUUGUAUUUUCAUACCAUGUGUGGCGCUUGAUCAGACGUAAAUCCAGCAAAAUGUGCACCAAUUAGUGUCCCCAGGUUCUAAAUUAUUACACGUAUAAGUAUAAUUCGUCUAAAAUGGAAAUGAGCCUCAGGCCUUGGAUUCACUUGAAAAAAACAGUUUGUUAUGGAGUUUCCGGAGGAUUUCAACCAGCUUGAGCUUCUCAAUUCCCAUGGACACCUGAUACCUCGUGGGGCCAGCAGCCUGUGGACGGGAAGCAAGGAUGAGGAUGACGAUGAAGAUAUUACAGAGGAGGUAGAGCACGAUGAGGAGUGGUACCUAGAAAAGGAGGAAAGACUCAAAGACAAGCCGAAGGAGUUCAUUCUGUGGGCAGCAGAAAACAAUCGCCUUUCAACACUCCAGCGAUUGCUAGCUGCGGAUUCUUCACUGGUGCACUGUUAUGAUGAGGAUGGUUACACCCCACUGCACCGUGCUGCCUACAGCGGCCAUGUUGACAUAGUUGCUGCUCUGCUGGCCGCCGGCUCUAGAAGCAACCCUCGCACCGUUGACGGCUGGACGCCUCUUCACAGCGCCUGCCGCUGGAGCCACGUCGCUGUGGCCAGUUUGCUGCUGCAGCGUGGGGCCGAACUGAAUGCCCAGACCAACGGCGGGCUCACGCCACUGCACCUGGCCGCCUCCCACACCAGCUCCUCAAAAACAGACUCAGCUCACACUCUAGAGUUGCUCCUGUGUCAGCGGCACCUGAAGCCAGGGCUCCGCAGCAGCAGCGGGGAGACGGCUGGUGAGGUGGCUCGGCGGAGUGGGCCACACCACUUCCUGUUUGAGAUGGUAGAAGACUGUGUCAAUGUGAUACCAAUGUCCUGAAUGAAACACUGGUGGAUGUUAGCUACAUUCAGCUUGCUACUAACUAACGUAUUUUACCAUGGUCACUUAAUUGUUGCCUUAUUGAUUGAUCCAUAAAGUGUAAGAUAUAUCUCAAGAAACACCGAAUUAUAAAAGACAUUACACAAAACGUUUCGCUUUACUUGUUUAUGUUUUGCUAAAUUUACUUGAACUUGUGUAUUUGUCUGUCGGUCCGUCUGUGUCCUACUCAGUGAAAACUCAGUGUCCUUGAAUGAAUGGCAUGUUUUUUAUACCUCUAUAUUUUGUGAAGGUCUUUGUGGUUGAAUCAAGUUGUACCAUACUGUAUACAGCAGGUCGCAGUCUAAUAUGCAUCCUUAUUUUUAUGUGUGUCAAUGGCACAAGAUAAAAGUGGUAGCUGCAGCGACAAAUGUUUAAUAUAUACUGAAUACACGUAUAGGUAUUUGUAUUAGCCAGCACUGGAAUUCAGUGUAUACUACACUAGAGCAGAGAGCAUCGUGUCUGUGUGUCACACCAAAUAGUUCUUCUUCAAAAAUGUAAUGGUUUCAGGUGCUAAAAGUCUAAAGUGUAUUCUGUUUUCAAAAAUGGUACCUUUUAGGUGAGACAAGAAAAUUAUUUCUUGGAUUGGUUUUCAUCUGCAACUAUCAGACUCAUUUUGUCCUUUGCUCAUAAUUUGGCUUAAAGCAUUUUAUCAUGAUGCAAAACGAAAGUCACUAUGAUGCCUUUAGUUAACAUACAAAACACAAGAAGCAUCUUAUUGUCAGAUUUUUGUGUUUGGAAUCUUCAAAGUGCAGAGCUUCAAUCAGAGUUUCAAAUUAAUUUAAAGUUUUUUUUUUAUCAUAACUUGGAUUCAGGUCAAUAUAAACAGGUUGUUAUGGCUUAUACCCCCUAUAGCGUCCACAAUCACACACACUAACUGCCCUUUUCUUUUGAGACACUCGACCUCCUGCUACUCAUCCACAGAUAUGGAGAACAGUGAUUCUUUUUUCUACAACAGGACUAUGAGUCUAACAAACACCACCCAUAUGAUGCUAGGAUCUUAAGCGUUACAUGAAGAGACGAUAGAUGCACUCAUGGAUGAACUUAACAGGAUUCUCCCUCUUCAUCAUGACUUUAAACCUGGAACUGUCACAUUUAUGACUUGUGAAAUUCCUUUCCAGGAUCCCCAGGCCAACGCCAAGAGAUUAGGGUCAUAAAGUUGGCAUGUGAACUAAUUAAGAAUGGAAAGACCUUUAUUCAAACCCAGAGUUCUGGUUCAGAUGCACCAUAACCAUCAUGAAAUUUAAUCAUGGUCAUGAAACCAACGCCAUUGUAUUCAAUGGACAAUACACUGUCAUUCGAUGCAAGAUUGGUUUGUUUACGAUGUUUAUUCACUUACUUGCAUAAUAGUAAAAUUAUUCCACAGAGACAGGAUUGAGUGACAUGAAGCCACAUUGACCUCCGUUGGUGGAAACAACAAAUGUCCUCAUGCAUGUUACCUCAAAGCGCUGAAAGGAGCAUCCCAAAUUCAAAAGUAAUUUUUAGAUAUUUAGAGGUUAAUAACAAAUACUCUUUCCUCUUGCCUAAAUUCCUCACACUCUUAGGUAUUAAGGUUCAUUCACCUGUUCAUUUAAAGUGUUCAUUUCGCUCCUCCCACACACACGUGUGUUUCGUGUUUGUUCUUCAUUACUUUAUUAUUUGUUUUUCUUUGCAUAUAUUGAUAUCCCAUAGUAUUAGCAUAAUAAAACUUCAGAUCUGGUUUUGUGUUCAUCGUUUCAACGUCAAAGGUCUGGUUUUAUCAUAAGAAAACUUGUUACUGUUGUUCAUCAAAAUUAGUAACUCAUUAAAUUGACAUCUGGCGUUUGACUAGAUUAAUAAAAGUGUAGUUUCAGCUUUAAAACAAAUUAUUAAUUUGAAUUCGCUCCACCCCUUUUUUGUAUAAAUCCUUAUAUGCAAAAACAUCAUGAUCUAAUCAUCAUAAAAUAGGUAACUGCACAAAUCAGGAGUGUUAGGUCGUCACACUGAGUACCCAUAUGCAGAAAAUGAAUGAACUGUAGAAGCAGAAGGUACCUGUAAACAUAACUUUAGGCAGAUUUUUGUUGCUUUAAUUAAUUUGCCGCUCAAGUCAGUGUCAUACAUUUAUUCAACGGCACGGCUGAAUCAGUGACACUGUUAUUGAUGCCAAGGCUGCUGCUAUUCUGACUCUUAUGCAACAAGUACUGUUUCAUCCCUUGUGAAGAUAUUUUAUUACUCAAAGGGAUUUUUCAGUGUCACAGAACCUGAACCAUACAAAUGUAAUAAACGUGUAGCCCAGUAUAAACAAAUAUCUCAUGCUGUGUGUUAUCACUAACAGCAUUCCUCAGGUUUAACCUUUUGACCUUGUUUUAUAGCUUUGUAGUUUUACCCUAUACUCUUUAGCUUUAGUUUGGGAACUUAAGAGGAGGAGCUUCAGAACUACACUCUGAUGCUGCUCUGGUUCUGUCUGUGCACUUCUCUUCUUGUAAAAAUAACAACCAGACCAAAGGCAUCGCCCCUGAUCUCCAUCUGACGGAUCCAACUAACUCAAAUCAUAAUGCACUGAAAGGGAAACUGGUGAGUCGUUGAAAAUUUUCCUUAUUAUAUCAAUAUAUAAUAUAUAUGCAAUAUAAGGGUGUUAGCUGGUGGACACUAUAAGGGCCCCGACCUCUCACAGAGACGUCUGUGACUAUAACGCUUCGUGCAGUACUGUAAAUCCUGCUUGAAGCCAGAGGGUCCCAUUGUAGAUAUCAAUAUGGAAACGGCAGUAUCAGUUGUCCUUCUGUGUGGACAAAGAAAUAUGCGUUCCUAGGAGGUGGUUCAUGGAACAUGAAACAAAGUGAUAACUUGGGCAAAAAAUAAAAAAAAAAUAACAAAAAUUGAAAAAAGUAAA